This is a messenger RNA of Sorghum bicolor (sorghum), 1531 nucleotides long. RefSeq names its product homeobox-leucine zipper protein HOX1. The record is from RefSeq and is a predicted model, not a curated record. The transcript has 4 exons. Gene Ontology annotation, cellular component: nucleus. Gene Ontology annotation, biological process: regulation of DNA-templated transcription. NCBI's taxonomy places the organism in Eukaryota, Viridiplantae, Streptophyta, Magnoliopsida, Poales, Poaceae. Bases 203 to 1243 code for a protein of 346 amino acids. Gene Ontology annotation, molecular function: sequence-specific DNA binding; DNA-binding transcription factor activity, RNA polymerase II-specific.
CCGGACCCCGGCCGGUGUGCGUCCUCUUUAAAACCAAGACAAGACCCUCCCCUUCCUCCUCACUGCCACACCACGCACCACACCCAUUAUCAAUUCAUCCACCGUUCACCUCUCUCUUUCUACUAGAGUCUCUAGACUGCAACAAGAAGACGGUUUCGUCGAGAAGGAAACCAAAGUUCAAAGUGACAACCGACCAUCGUCAAUGGAGAUGGCGGUUAAUGCGAGAGACGAGGAGAAGAAGUACGACGGGGACGACAACCAUCUCGGGCUUGGGCUAAGCCUCAGCCUCGGCAUCGCCACCACCGCGGCUACUCCGGUCGAGGUCGACCCGCCGCCGCGGCAGCAGCAGCAGCAGCGAGCUAUCAGCGUCGCGCCCAUCUCCUCCCUCCCCGCGCCGCAGUGGUGGAACGGACCCGCCGGUCUCUUCUUCUCCCCCUCCUCCGGGAUGAAGAUGGAUCCAUCUCUGGAGAGGAAGCAUCAGCAUCAGCAGCAGCAGCAGCAGCAGGCGGCGGCCACGAGCUACAGCCACGAUAUGCCGUUCCUGCGUGGGAUCGACGUGAACCGGCGGGCCACCGCCGGAGAGACCCGGAGGGGCCGCAGCUGCAGCGAGGACGAGGAGCCCGGCGCGUCGUCGCCGAACAGCACGCUCUCCAGCCUCAGCGGGAAGCGCGCCGCGCCGGCGAGGAGCAGCGGAGAAGUGGAUCGAGAGGCCGACGGCCACACCCCGAGAGCCGGAGGCGGCGGCAGCGACGACGAGGACUCCGGCGCCGGCGGUGGGUCGCGCAAGAAGCUCCGCCUCUCCAAGGACCAGGCCGCCGUCCUCGAGGACAGCUUCAAGGAGCACAACACCCUCAACCCCAAGCAGAAGGCGGCGCUGGCGAAGCAGCUGAACCUGAAGCCACGUCAGGUUGAGGUCUGGUUCCAGAACCGCAGAGCCAGGACGAAGCUGAAGCAGACGGAGGUGGACUGCGAGUUCCUGAAGCGCUGCUGCGAGACGCUGACGGAGGAGAACCGGCGGCUGCAGCGGGAGGUGGCGGAGCUGCGCGCGCUCAAGCUCGUGGCGCCGCACCACUACGCGCGGAUGCCGCCGCCAACCACGCUCACCAUGUGCCCCUCCUGCGAGCGCCUCGCCUCCGCGCCCGCCGACGAGGCGGUGGCGGGCCGUACCGCCGCGCCCACAGGGCCCUGGGGCCCUCUCCCCGUGCGGCCAGUGUUCGUCGACGGCCCGGCCCGGAGGUCAUGAUCGAUCGACAGACAAUGGAAUGAGAUGGACGCGCUUGCUAAUUGCUACUGCUAGCCAAGUAGCUAGUGCUAAUUAGGGUUGGAUCUCUCUUUUUUUUUUGCCCUUUUUAUUAUACCUGCAGCUUAGUUUAGGUUUUUAUUAUUAGUCCUAUAUAAUCUUUGCUGUUUUCGCACUGUUUUGUUUGCUGAAAAUAGAUAACGAUAUGAUGUCUUGUGUCUUGUAUUCAUAAGUCAUAAUAACUCAUAAAUGAUAGAUGCCAUGGUCUUACUACUUUGCAAUUUGCAUAUA